Molecule: messenger RNA, 2488 nt
Organism: Gekko japonicus
Lineage: Eukaryota; Metazoa; Chordata; Lepidosauria; Squamata; Gekkonidae
Gene: PEX5
Product: peroxisomal biogenesis factor 5
Exons: 16
Coding region: 217-2160 (647 amino acids)
Biological process (GO): protein import into peroxisome matrix, docking
Cellular component (GO): cytosol; peroxisomal membrane
Molecular function (GO): protein binding
Source: RefSeq, a predicted model, not a curated record
UGUGCUCCCCGCUGGCGCCCCGGCUGCCGCCAUUGCAGGGCAGCGGGCGCCCCAUCCCCACUCCCCCGGGAGGCCGGUUGGGGAAGGCAGGGCGAGGCCUCGGUGGGCAGGCCGGGCGGGCGACCCGGGCUCUGGGGCAGGAGGAGGAGGAGGCGAGGCCUUGCGAGCCUGGGUGACGGUGGGUCCGGGCGCAGCCUUCCUCCCGCCACGCCCACGAUGGCCAUGAGGGACCUGGUGGAAGCGGAGUGUGGGGGCUCCAACCCCCUGAUGAAACUAGCCGGCCACUUCACGCAAGACAAAGGCCUGCAGCAGGAGGGGCUCCGGGGGCCUCUAGCCUGGCCUCCCACGGCUCCAGCACCAGAGGGGGUGUCCAAACCUCUUGGAAGAGCAUCAGAGGAUGACCUGGUGGCAGAGUUCCUUCAAGAGCAGAAUGGCCCUCUGCUCUCGCGUGCCCCGCAGACGUUCAAGAUGGACGAUCUGUUGGCUGAGAUGCAGGAAAUUGAACAGUCCAGUUUCCGGCAGGCCCCUCAGAGAGCUCCGGGGGUGGCGGCCCUGGCUCUGUCUGAGAACUGGGCCCAGGAGUUCCUUGACGCUGCUGACAGUACGGUUGACAUUGCGACGGAUUACAACGAAGCUGACUGGUCCCAGGAAUUUAUUGCGGAGGUUACAGAUCCCUUGUCGGAAUCGCCUGCCAAGUGGGCGGAGGAGUAUUUGGAGCAGUCGGAGGAGAAGCUGUGGUUGGGAGAAUCGGAAGACCAAACGCUGGCUGAUAAAUGGUACGAGGAAUAUCAGCCUGAAGACGACCUUAAGAAAACAGCCAAUGAUUUUCUGUCAAAAGUGGAUGAUCCCAAAUUGAAUAACUCUGAGUUCCUAAAGUUUGUUCGCCAGAUUGGAGACGGGAGGGUGUCCUUCGAGGCAAAUCAAGUGACCAUUACCCCCAGAGACCAGGAUCAGGCAGAGAAAUGGGCAGCUGAGUUUAUACAGCAGCAGAGCGCAUCGGAAGCCUGGGUGGAUCAGUUCACGCAUGCUGGGGAGACGUCGGGUUUGGAUGCCGAGUUUGAGGAAGCCAAGACGGCGGUGGAGUCGGAUGUGGAUUUCUGGGACAAGCUGCAGGCCGAAUGGGAGGAGAUGGCCAAGCGGGACGCGGAGGCCCACCCUUGGCUGACGGAUUACGAGGAUCUCUCCAGCUCCUCUUACGACAAGGGAUACCAGUUUGAAGAAGACAACCCCGUCCGUGACCACCCGCAUGCUUUUGAGGAAGGGCUGAAGUGCUUGGAGCGAGGGGACCUCCCCAAUGCCGUGCAGUUCUUUGAGGCGGCGGUGCAGCAGAGUCCCGAUCACAUGGAGGCCUGGCAGUACCUGGGUACGACGCAAGCAGAGAACGAGCAAGAACUUGCAGCGAUCAGUGCCCUCAGGCGAUGUCUAGAGCUGAGCCCCAAAAACCUCACGGCACUCAUGGCGCUUGCCGUCAGCUUCACCAACGAGUCACUGCAGAAGCAGGCCUGUGAAGCCCUGCGCGACUGGCUGCGCCACAAGCCGGAGUAUGCUCACCUGAUGGGGACGGAGGCUACAGGAGACAGCCCUAGCCCGGGCCUUGGGUCCUCCAGACGUAUCCUGGGUUCCCUCUUAACGGACUCACUCUUCGUUGAAGUGAAGGAGCUGUUCUUGGCGGCUGUGAGAAGCAACACCUCCACCGUGGACCCCGACGUGCAGUGCGGCCUGGGGGUUCUCUUCAACCUGAGUGGCGAGUACGAGAAGGCCGUGGAUUGCUUCACCGCUGCACUGAGCGCACGCCCAAAUGAUCACCUCCUGUGGAACAAGCUGGGUGCCACUCUGGCCAAUGGGAACCGGAGCGAGGAAGCUGUCGCGGCUUACAGGCGGGCCUUGGAGCUACAGCCGGGCUACAUUCGCUCCCGGUACAACCUGGGCAUCAGCUGCAUCAACCUCGGAGCUCACAGAGAGGCCGUGGAGCACUUCCUGGAGGCCUUGCACAUGCAGCAGAAGAGCCGGGGCCCGCGGGGGCAGCAGGGCGCCAUGUCCGACAACAUCUGGAGCACCCUCCGCAUGGCCCUCUCCAUGCUGGGCCAGAGCGACCUCUACGCGGCGGCCGACGCCCGAGACCUCCCGGCCUUGCUGCAGGCUUUCGGCCUCCAGCAAUGACUCUGGGACGGGCUCCCCUGCGAGUGCAGGAUGAGCCCUUGCCAGCCCUGACCUCCCCCUCCCCGCCUCCCUCCAGACACACACGCACACAUUGGUCAGGUGGCCUCUUCCGUUCCCCACUGCAGGAUGAGCCCAGAGCCGCAUUCACGUUCAGCCGCUGUUUCAGCACCGGGCAAACGUCCCCUUGUUUGGUGUCGGACCCCCACCGGAGGGUCCACUUCCUCUCACCUCCACUGUCCAGCUGGAGCCACUCCCUGGUCUUGAGUGGCUCCCAGGUUUGCACUUUUCAAGGGAAAGCGACUCCACUAAUCAGGGAAGCAUUCUGUUA